GGAGAUGAGGCAGAGGUAUGUUGCACAGCAUAACAAGCCCUCUAUGUAUAAAGAGAGGAACAUCUUUCUGAAACUAUUUAACAGGAUUCUGUUGAUAGGACGUCCAUGAUUACUCAGCUUAUUUUCAUCUGACACAGACGAUCCUCUACAGAUUCAUUACCAAGUGGACUGUUGAAUGAAAUUGCUAUUUCUUGCUUACAAUCAGUCCUGAAAUCAAAGAAGAUAAAAUAAUGAAGCUACCAUCUUGUGAGCUUUAUAUUAUCUUCUACUUGAUGAAUUUCAUCAGUCUUGUUCUGCCGGUUGCAGGGUUCGCACUGAGAGAUCAGUGUAAAAUCAGUAACAAUAGCUUCAGCUGCCACCCUCUCAAGAGUGGACUCAGAGCUGUUCCUAAAGAUAUUCCCCCAACAGUAAAGAGUAUUGACUUGUCUGCAAACAAAAUUUCGAAAAUACAAUCCACAGAUUUUAAAAAUCUAUCUCUUGUGACAGAGUUAAGCCUAAAAAACAACAACAUUUCACAAAUAGAAACCGGUGCCUUUGCUCAUCUUAUUUCCCUGACUCAGUUAAGUCUGAGUAACAACAGACUUGUUAAACUUGGCGAUGAUCUUUUUGCUGGUUUGAGCAAUCUCAAAGAGCUCAGAAUAACAAGAAAUCGAAUUAAAGAAGUGGCGCCCACCUCUUUUAAAUCCUUGACAAGCUUGACUCUUAUGGACAUCUCUCACAACAAACUCCACAGCAGUACAAAAGUUCAGUCUAUACUGCAACAACUACCGAAUCUACAAAAGCUUAUCAUCACAAACAAUGACUUAACCCAUUUUCAAUCAUGGGAACUGAGCAACAGCUCACUACAGCUUACUUCGCUUGAUGUUUCCCAGAACCGCAUAGCGGUCUUUAGGAUAACUGCAGACAUUUUCCCAAAUCUUACCUGGUUGAACAUCGGUUCUACCAUUAACCACAAGAUGAUAUGGGACAUACGUAACAAGACUUUCCUGAGACAAGUGUCUACUCUUGAUGUAAGUGGGCUUCAACUGGCUUCUGACGACUGGAAAACAUUCCUAGAAACUUUCAACUCCUCUCUGACGACUCUGAGGAUGAAUCAAAUGAAACAUAACCUGACAGAGCUCAUUGGCAUUGCCUGCACCAUCCCAACACUGAAUGAACUCCAGCUCCGACAAAACAAACUCUACUUUAUUCACUCAAAUUUGUUCAAGCUAUGUGCUAACAUAACAGAGUUAGACCUUUCAAACAAUAACAUAAAAAACAUUGAGGACAGGGCUUUCUCAUCCCUGAAAGGUUUAACUUUCUUGAGUCUGGCUCAUAACAAACUUCCAUCGGUUCCAGCCGCCACAAGGAAUCUACCAACUCUUACAGAGCUCAAUCUCAGCAGAAACAACAUCAGCAAACUUGGAUGCCAUGAUUUUGCCAAUCUGACAAAGCUCAAAGAGCUUAGCCUUUAUCAGAACACCAUCCCAACUUUAACUGAGUGUGCUUUUAAGGAUAUAAUAAGACUGCAAGUUUUAAAGCUGCAAAAUAGCGGCAUCUCGAGAUUAAAUGGUGCUUUCAAGAAACACUUGCCAUAUCUCAGACAACUGCAAUUGUUUGGAAAUAAGCUCACCUUCAUUAAACAUGGGGAGCUAAAAGGCCUAAAGUCCCUCCAGAACUUGUCUCUGUCUAACAAUCAAAUCACAACUCUUGAUGAGGGCUGUUUUAUUGGACUGGGAAAUCUUACUAAUUUACUGCUUCAAUCCAAUAAUAUUUAUGCAGAUAAAUUCAAACAGAGCUCCUUCACUGGUCUCAUAAAUUUAAAAAGGCUGGAUCUGAGAGACAAUCACAUAGCCUAUAAGGGCAGAUCCACUUGGCCUGAUCCGCCAUUUUCUCACCUCACUCAGCUAGAAGAACUGGCUAUUCCUGCACAACACCACAGAGGGAAGUCCCAGCUGCCGCCAAAUUUCCUUAAAGGUUUGACAAAUCUUUUAUAUUUCGACGCAAGGAAUAUGCAACUCGAACACCUCGACAAAGACACGUUCAAGGACACACCUCGGCUGCAAGUACUUGACAUCAGUACCAAUGACAUAAAAAAUCUCUCUCCAGAGAUUUUAUCCCCAAUACAAAAUCUUAAAAGCCUCUACAUAUCUAGACUAGGUCUUAAGUCUCUUAAUUUCCUCAUAGAUGCUAAACUUGCUAAGCUAGAGUUCCUUCAGGUAAGACACAAUACAUUUCCAGUUAUAAGAGAAGAGGAAAUCAACGCCCUCCCAGCUCUGGUGUUCUUGGAUCUCUUUGAACACAGUUUCAAAUGUGACUGCGAUAAUGCCUGGUUUCUAGAGUGGGCAGUGAACAACAACCAAACUCAGGUUUAUGAUGCCUAUAACUUUGAGUGUAACGAUCCCCAAAGCCUCAUAGGAACAAAACUGUUGGACCUUGACAUCAAGUCGUGCUCAGUGAACACUGAUUUCAUCUGCUUCAUAUCCACCACCUGUUCAACCCUCCUGCUCAUGGUGGUGUCCUUCACCUACCAUUUCCUGAGAUGGCAACUAGUAUAUGCCUACUACCUUUUCUUGGCAUAUCUCUUUGAUUCCAAACGUAAAACCAAGCAAGCUCCCGACCAGUAUGAUGCCUUUGUCUCCUACAACGCCCACGAUGAGCCAUGGGUCAUCAGAGAGCUGUUACCAAAACUGGAAGGUGAGCAGGGCUGGAGGUUGUGUCUGCACCAUCGAGACUUUGAGCCAGGUAAACCCAUCAUGGAGAACAUAACAGAUGCCAUCUAUGGGAGCAGGAAGACGAUCUGUGUGAUCAGCCAAAGAUACCUGGAGAGUGAGUGGUGCUCCAGAGAAAUCACACUGGCCAGUUUCCGUCUGUUCGACGAGCAGAAAGACGUUCUGAUCCUGGUGUUUCUGGAGGAGAUUCCCACCGCUCAGCUGUCUCCUUACUACCGCAUGAGGAAGAUGCUGAAGAAGCGCACCUAUCUGAGCUGGCCACGAUCCGAGAACACUGAGCUGUUCUGGGAGAAACUCCGCCAGGCUCUGAAAACCAGAGAAGACCACAAUGAAGACCAGUUCCUCCUCACUGUGGUGGACCAGUCAUAAAGGAGGAAAUGCAACCUGUUCGGUCUUCUAGUCUUUGAAAUGAACUCAUCAACAUACUUGUAAGACUUUAAAAAAGGGUUUAAUCGCUCUGUUUCAA
Messenger RNA from Cheilinus undulatus (humphead wrasse), 3177 nucleotides. RefSeq names its product toll-like receptor 13. Gene Ontology annotation, biological process: inflammatory response; toll-like receptor signaling pathway; immune response. Gene Ontology annotation, molecular function: protein binding; transmembrane signaling receptor activity. Bases 231 to 3080 code for a protein of 949 amino acids. The transcript is spliced from 4 exons. Gene Ontology annotation, cellular component: membrane. The record is from RefSeq and is a predicted model, not a curated record. NCBI's taxonomy places the organism in Eukaryota, Metazoa, Chordata, Actinopteri, Labriformes, Labridae.